Oncorhynchus nerka (sockeye salmon) is the source of this 5979-nucleotide messenger RNA. Its product is annotated as semaphorin-7A-like. Gene Ontology annotation, molecular function: semaphorin receptor binding; chemorepellent activity; integrin binding. Bases 84 to 1691 code for a protein of 535 amino acids. Gene Ontology annotation, biological process: integrin-mediated signaling pathway; axon guidance; regulation of inflammatory response. The transcript has 14 exons. The record is from RefSeq and is a predicted model, not a curated record. Gene Ontology annotation, cellular component: external side of plasma membrane; plasma membrane. Lineage: Eukaryota; Metazoa; Chordata; Actinopteri; Salmoniformes; Salmonidae.
AUACAGUCCCCACCCCUGUGGUGUAUGCUAAAUCAACGUGCCUACCGUUUCAAGUAAUUCAUUGCGAAGAGACUCAGAAAAGUAUGUGUCCGUUCGCGCUCUUUGCGGUCUUUUUAGGACAAUUCAUUUUUUCGGUGAAAGCUUCGACCCUUACCCACAAACCGAGAGUGACAUUGACAGACAAAGAUGUGAGCUUCCUAAGAAUCCACCUGUCUGGGAAUAACAGCCGUAUAGAGCUCCUGCAGGGCCCUCAGGACAACAUAGUAUAUGCUACAGACCACAUAAACCUGUUCCAGACAAACUUCAACAGUUCUAAGACCUCUAGAAUGCUAAGUCCUGUGUUUCGAGAGGAAUGUAGAAGUAAUGAUUCCACAUCACCAGACUGUCACUAUAACAUCACUGUUUUACACAAGACUAACGAUCCAAACCAACUGUUCCUGUGUGGAACCAAUGGACAACAACACACAUUGUGCUGUUACAUGAACCCAUCAGACGACCCGUUUAACUGCACUCGAUCCAAGGCCAUCCAAAACAUUCAACAACACAUAAAUGAAACAGAGCCAUCACUCCUCAUUGGUUCUUCUGGGGUAGAGGAGUUCUACACCACUCACUCAGGCACAGAGGGUUCCGUGGGGAUCAACAGGUUCGGGAAGAACAGACUAUGGACAGACAACAGUGGAACAGAACAGAGAUAUGUGAGUUUGGUGGCUAGCGGGCAGAGAGAGGAUCGUCUGCAGGACAGACUAUAUGCUUUCUACAUAGAGAAGAACCGACACCCGCGUUUGGACUCUGAUCUCUGGGUUCCCCGGGUUGCUCAAGUCUGCAUGGCCGAUCGUGGAGGACCUAAGGGUUAUCUUCAGUUCAGGUGGACCUCCAAGUUGAGUGCCAGGCUCUUCUGUGGAUACCAAGACAGCAGGCUGUCCUUCACCCAGCUAGUGGACGUGAACACUGUUCUGGCAGAGAGGUGGCAGGAUACCAGGGUCUAUGCACUCUUCAGGAAUGGCUGGGGUAUGAGUGCUGUAUGUGUCUACACCGUAGAAGAUAUUGACCACAUCUUUAAAACCUCCAACUUCAAGGGACACACGGGGUCCAUCCCAAUCCCACGACCUGGGAAGUGUGUUGAAGACAGUACUAGACUCCCCAUGGAAGUCCUCAAGAUGGUGGACAAGGUUUCAGAGAUGGAGGAGUGUGUCACCAGUAAGCCUCUCCUGGUCACUCACCACUAUUACCACCACAUCCGCGUGGACAGAGUCCAAGGCAAAGGGAAUGUCCUGUUUCUGUCUCUAGGGAAUGGAGGGAUUCAUAAGGUUCUGGAGAGGGAUGGUCAUGCCUUCGUCAUCGCUGAGUUACAACCUUUUAACUACAGAGCACACAUCCUCAGUAUGAUGUUGCACUCCUCCACGGGGAAGCUGUAUGUGGGCUCCAGCAGAGAGCUGGUUCAGAUUGACCUGGGCAGCUGUGAGCAGUAUGGAGCCCAGUGUGAAGACUGUGUCCUGGCCAGAGACCCUUACUGUGGCUGGGAUGGCCAUCACUGCACCACAGCAACAAAUAAGACAAUUCAGGAUGUGGAGAACGGGAACCAUCAGGUAUGCAGCAACAUAUCCAGAGGAGUUACUGCAAGUAAAGGAAGCAGAGAAAGUCAAGGUUGCCAAGAAUUAAGACAUUCAAGAGCUCCCAUCCCUGCAAGUUAAAAGACUGCAAUUUAAAUUCUGCAUAACGGCACAGCAUUUCGUCAACUUCACCGUGGGAAAUGUGAUACUGUAUGCUUCAGUUUGCUGCCAUAUGACUGGUUUCACAUUUGUCUCUAAGGUAAAAUAUAUAUUUUUAAAUGCCAUUUAUAUUUACAAUUAACUUAUCCAAACGGAUUUCUUAUUUACCUAUCUCUUAUUAAUGGCUCUUAUCAAGUUGUAAAUUACAGUCCUUGGAGAACGGUGUUAAUUCUAUCGGGGAAAAAUGUAAUGCUUUAUAUUCCUGGAACCGGUCGGUUCACUAGACCUUAUUUAUGGUUUCGUCACAAGUAAAGGUGGUAAAAUGAGGAAAUUAAGUCGAGAUCACAUCUUCAUUUAUUCGGUCUACACUCCAAACAAAUAGUGGAUGAAUAGCAUGCUAUUAUCAUGCUAAACAGAAUACUCUGAGAAAAGUGUAUUAACUCGGGUCGGAAUUGGGUCCUAAUGCUUAGACCUGUUGUGUAUCAGAUGGAAAGUUUGUGUUGAGUUUGAGUAAGUGUGAACAUGAGUCAAUGAGUGAAGAGUGAGUAGUCGAGAGGUGUGGGUAGUUAACAGGAACCCCACACAAUGGAAAGUCAGCUCUUCCGGAGGUGGGGGGCUUUUGCAUGCUGAAUCAUUUCCGAAACCUACAAAAUACCAUAAAAUGUUUUAGGGUUAUCCACGAUACAAAAAAUCUGACACCUCAUUGUGAGAGCCCCUUAUUAGUAUGCCUAAUCCAUGCUUGAGUAACAGGAGGCUUAGGCCACUGUAGCAAAAAUAGGCCUCAACUUCCCAUAAAGACCUUGUGACAGCUGUCAUAUGAAGAGGAAGCGGUUUGUAAUCAUGAACUUUUUAAAACUGUGACAGAAUGUUAUCAAGUAUUUUCAUGCCUCAUUCCUGCGCCUGAGUCACUUUCCCACUCUAAUCUCUAUGGUGCAGCUGCUGAGACAUGGCUCCAAGUCCUGUAUCAUUCAUGUGCAAAUGAAAAUGAUGUGCCAAUGAAAAUCAUGUUAAAUGGAGCUGGAGAAGAAGGCAGACGUUUUACGUGCCCCCAACUGAUUGUGUUUUUUGUUUGUCUAUUUGCGUUGUUUGUAACUCAUUUUUUAAACGUAUUUUGUACAAAAUGUUGCCGUUACCGUCUCUUAUGAAUGAAAAUAACUUCUGGACAUCAGGACUGCGAUUACAGACUGGCAGAAUCCUUUUUUUCCUAUAACGUGUCUGACGAGCCUGACACGAAUGAUAUACUGCUUUCUCGGGAACAGGCCCAGAUCCCCCUGAUUUGUGUGAAGAGGAGGUGGGGGAAAAGGGGCCUGAGGGCGGGCUGCCUUCUGAGAAUUCGUAGGCGAUCGAAUAAACCCCCACUUCCUUCCAUUCUGCUAACAAACGUGCAAUCUUUGGAGAAUAAAAUAGAUUACCUACACGGAAGAUUUAACUACCAAAGGGACAUUCAAAACUGUGAUAUCUUAUGCUUCACGAUAUCUAAGGAAGUCUCAAGCUAUUGCUCGCCUAAGGUAGAGUCUCUCAUGAUAAACUGUAGACCACACUAUCUAUAUAGAGAGUUAUCUGGAUUUGUCAUAGCUGUUUACAUACCAACACAGUCACAGGCUGGCACCCAGACAGCAUUGAAUGAGCUGUAUUCCAUCCUAAGCUCCUAGUAGCCAGGAACUUUAAUGCAGGGAAACCUUCGUUAUACUAAAUUUCUAUCAGCAUGUUAAAUGUGCAACCAGAAGAAAACAAACUCUACUCCACACACAGACUCGCAUACAAAGCUUUCCCUCGCCCUCCAUUUGGCAAAUCUGACCAUAAUUAUAUCCUCCUGAAAAAUGUAAACAGGAAGCACCAGUGACUAGAUCAAUAACAAAGUGGUCAGAUGAAGCAGAUGCUAAGCUACAGGACUGUUUUACUAGCACAGACUGGAAUAUGUUCCGGGAUUCCUCCAACGGCAUUGAGGAGUACACCACAUCAGUCAUUGGCUUCAUCAAUAAGUGCAUCGAUGAUGUCGUCCCCACAGUGACUGUACAUUUAUUUUGAUUUUCUUUAAACCUUUAUUUAUACAGGUUUUUCUCAUUGAGAUAACAUCUCUUUUCCAAGAGAGACCUGUUCCAAUAGCAUCAGGGGGAACAAUGUUUCAGACAAAACAACUUACAUACACUAACAACAUUAAACAAAACUAAAAACACACAAACGGUACAACAAAAACAUUUUACCUAAAAACCACGAAAGUAUUUACUAAAAACAACUGUCCUAAAGACAAUUACACUCUUCUAUGAUAUAUACAUCGAUCAAGUGUUGAAACUCCACCAACAAAACUAGAUCAUCAAAUUUUAAAAUGUUCAGGAGAGAAUUCCAGGACCACGGAGCUAAGUAUCUAAAACUAUUUCUACCAUGACCUGUUCUACUUUUUUGGUACUGUUAGAAGCAAAUGAGCAUGGGACCGUAAUUGAUAUUUAUUUACCAACCUAACUAAAAAAGAACAGAGAUAAAAUGGCAUUUUACCCAAUUUUGCCUAUGUAUACCAGUGUUUAAGCCUACGCAAGGUCAAUGAUGACCAGCCAACAGCGCUGUAGAGAUCACAAUGAUGUGCUAGAUGUUAUUGAUUUGUAAUGAACCUGAAGACUGACUGCAUGAUACACUGAAUCAAGUGCUCUCCGUGUAGUGGUUGAGACCUGCAUAUACACUGCUCAAAAAAAUAAAGGGAACACUUAAACAACACAAUGUAACUCCAAGUCAAUCACACUUCUGUGAAAUCAAACUGUCCACUUAGGAAGCAACACUGAUUGACAAUAAAUUUCACAUGCUGUUGUGCAAAUGGAAUAGACAACAGGUGGAAAUUAUAGGCAAAUUAGCAAGACACCCCCAAUAAAGGAGUGGUUCUGCAGGUGGUGACCACAGACCACUUCUCAGUUCCUAUGCUUCCUGGCUGAUGUUUUGGUCACUUUUGAAUGCUGGCGGUGCUUUCACUCGUGGUAGCAUGAGACGGAGUCUACAACCCACACAAGUGGCUCAGGUAGUGCAGCUCAUCCAGGAUGGAACAUCAAUGCGAGCUGUGGCAAGAAGGUUUGCUGUGUCUGUCAGCGUAGUGUCCAGAGCAUGGAGGCGCUACCAGGAGACAGGCCAGUACAUCAGGAGACGUGGAGGAGGCCGUAGGAGGGCAACAACCCAGCUGCAGGACCGCUACCUCCGCCUUUGUGCAAGGAGGAGCACUGCCAGAGCCCUGCAAAAUGACCUCCAGCAGGCCACAAAUGUGCAUGUGUCUACUCAAACGGUCAGAAACAGACUCCAUGAGGGUGGUAUGAGGGCCCGACGUCCACAGGUGGAGGUUCUUACAGCCCAACAUCGUGCAGGACGUUUGGCAUUUUCCAGAGAACACCAAGGUUGGCGAAUUCGCCACUGGUGCCCUGUGCUCUUCACAGAUGAAAGCAGGUUCACACUGAGCACAUGUGACAGGCGUGACAGAGUCUGGAGACGCCGUGGAGAACGUUCUGCUGCCUGCAACAUCCUCCAGCAUGACCGGUUUGGCGGUGGGUCAGUCAUGGUGUGGGGUGGCAUUUCUUUGGGGGGGUCGCACAGCCCUCCAUGUGCUCGCCAGAGGUAGCCUGACUGCCAUUAGGUACCGAGAUGAGAUCCUCAGAUCCCUUGUGAGACCAUAUGCUGUGUCAGCAGUUCCUGCAAGAGGAAAGCAUUGAUGCUAUGGACUCGCCCGCCCGUUCCCCAGACCUGAAUCCAAUUGAGCACAUCUGGGACAUCAUGUCUCGCUCCAUCCACCAACGCCACGUUGCACCACAGACUGUCCAGGAGUUAGUCCAGGUCUGGGAGGAGAUCCCGCAGGAGACCAUCCGCCACCUCAUCAGGAGCAUGCCCAGGCAUUGUAGGGAGGUCAUACAGGCACGUGGAGGCCACACACACUACUGAGCCUCAUUUGGACUUGUUUUAAGGACAUUACAUCAAAGUUGGAUCAGCCUGUAGUGUGGUUUUCCACUUUAAUUUUGAGUGUGACUCCAAAUCCAUACCUCCAUGGGUUGAUAAAUUUGAUUUCCAUUGAUCAUUUUUGUGUGAUUUUGUUGUCAGCACAUUCAACUAUGUAAAGAAAAAAGUAUUUAAUAAGAAUAUUUCAUUCAUUCAGAUCUAGGAUGUGUUAUUUUAGUGUUCCCUUUAUUUUUUUGAGCAGUAUAUAUAACAUCACUAAAACCGCCAGUAAUGUACAUCGUACCAGCUCCUUCCUGGCCUCAAAAGAAAAAUAAGCCUUAUGCCAGUAAUAAAAACCUAUUCUCAG